CACAAAGCAUAAACAAGGUCAACAAACGCCCGAUGUAUGACAAAAAGUAUAAAAUAUAUUGUUUGCGUCGUUAAUUUACUAGCUGAAUUUUGAGGAUUUUGCCAACCUAUUUUUGCUCGGAAUGUUUAAGGUGAAUUGAACUCGUGCCACAUAUAUGAUAUCUCUAGGAUUCAGAGUGGUUCACAGGAUGCCAAAAUGCAAAGAAUCUUUCGAUGAAGAGGGGCUUCAGCUCUUACCUGUAGUUGAUAAAUCUUUGCAAAAGGAAUGCUCUAAGACUAAGGGUCGUGAUGCAGACGAAAGAGACGGGGAACAUUUACUAACAGGAUAUCAAAGCGCUCUUAUGAUUUUUAAAUUCUGCGUUGGUGCUGGUUGGUUCUCAUUGCCUGCUGCCUUUCAAUAUUCAGGUGUUUUGGUUGGUGUAAUCUUGAUUUUUAUUUGUGGAUGUCUUACGAUAUAUGGAUUGCAACUAUUAGUUUCCACUUCAUGGGAAGUUGCUCGGAGAAACAGAACCGAAACUGCCUAUUUUGGCGACAUUGGCGCAGCUUGUGGAAAAUUAGUGAACGAGAGAUGGGAACAGAUUGGAAGGCUGUUUGCUGAUAUUUUUCUCUUGAUCGGCGCUUUUUUUCUGACAUGCGCGAUGAUUCUGUUCGUCGCAAACAUUUGGAAACAGGCUUUCAAGGAACAAAAUAUUCUCGAGCUGGACAUAAACGUUUGGGUAUUCGUUAUAUAUGUUUUUGUUUUACCCACAAUCUUCAUACGAAGACCGGAUUUUCUGGCAUGGUUUUCGUUAAUUGCCAAUACAUUUGAAGUCAUUACGAUUGUCACCUUGAUGGUUCACAUAUUUUCAAAAACAUCAAGUUGGACGGUAGACAACACAGUGACAUGGUCAAAGCUGCCAUUAACUAUAGGAAUGGUAUUCUUUGCGUUCAACAUUGCCCCAUUUAUUCUUUCAGUGGAAAAUAAGACGAGAAAACCGAGACAGCUACCGCUUGUUAUAAAUGUUAUCAUGAUUGGUAUUUCGUUUACGUACGUUUUCGUAGGAACAAUUGGAUAUGUUUCGUGUUUUCCAGAAUGUGAAGAUAGCAUUAUUCUUAAUCUGCCCAAUUUUUGGUUUUAUUCAGUUUGCAAAAUUUUAAUGGGCGCUGCUGGUGGUAUAACUGUUAUCCUUGCAUAUAAUAUCGGAUAUGAUGUCGUUAAGCCUAUAUUGAAAUCUCAAGUGCCAGAAAGUCGAUUCUAUUUAAUUUCGCUUUUGUUUAAUGCCCUGUUGUUGACAUCAUCAGCUGCUUUUACAGCAAGUGUUCCGCAACUUGGUAAUGUUUUUUCUUUGGUUGGAUCGUUCGUGGCAGCUACUAUUGGUUUACUUCUUCCUGCCGUGGCGCACACUUUACUACUUUACGACCGACUUUCAAGAUUUACCAUCUUGACAAACGUUAUAUUCCUAUUUUGUGGUCUGUUUGUUCUCUUCGCUGGCGUAUAUACUUCUGUAAAAGAAAUCGUUAAAGAUUACUAGGAUAAUAAUAAUUUCAGCAAAUGGCACAUAUAGGAGGUUCGAUCCUGAAGAAUUACGGUGUAUAAUUUAUUAUCAGGGAAGUGUUUUUAAUCCAA
Molecule: messenger RNA, 1605 nt
Organism: Dendronephthya gigantea
Lineage: Eukaryota; Metazoa; Cnidaria; Anthozoa; Malacalcyonacea; Nephtheidae
Product: proton-coupled amino acid transporter 1-like
Exons: 10
Coding region: 155-1510 (451 amino acids)
Biological process (GO): amino acid transmembrane transport
Cellular component (GO): vacuolar membrane
Molecular function (GO): amino acid transmembrane transporter activity
Source: RefSeq, a predicted model, not a curated record